This is a messenger RNA of Puntigrus tetrazona (Sumatra barb), 1268 nucleotides long. Its product is annotated as arrestin domain-containing protein 4-like. Gene Ontology annotation, molecular function: ubiquitin-like ligase-substrate adaptor activity. The transcript has 9 exons. Gene Ontology annotation, cellular component: cytoplasm; plasma membrane. Gene Ontology annotation, biological process: protein transport. The record is from RefSeq and is a predicted model, not a curated record. Bases 117 to 1238 code for a protein of 373 amino acids. NCBI's taxonomy places the organism in Eukaryota, Metazoa, Chordata, Actinopteri, Cypriniformes, Cyprinidae.
AAGACACGUCAGCCAAUUGUCGCAUACAUAAACACUGGGCGUGGCCUGCAAACAACCUGUGUCACUUAUCGCAUGGAGGAUGUGAUGCUGCUUGCAGCAUAGUGCGAAAAACCAAGAUGACACAUACUGCGGUAAAGUCGCUGGAUGUAAUUAUUGACAACAAGCAGAGAGUUGGUUACUGCUCUGGUGAAGUAGUGUCUGGACAUGUUUCUCUCACACUCUCGGAAGCCACCGCAUAUACAGCCAUAAGCGUGUUCCUGAAGGGAUAUGCUCAGGUGAGUUGGAUGCAUAAACGAUCCCGAUGUUCCGAAGAGAAGAGAUGCCUCUCUUUAUCCAAGACGCUUUUUGCAACCACGGGUCCCCAAAACCUUAUCCUUGAUAGUGGCACAUAUGAGAUUCCUUUUGAUCUGCAGCUGCCUCAAAGUCCUUUGAUUUCUUCUUUCUCUGGAAAACAUGGCCGUGUUCACUACACGGUACAGGCAGUUUUAAAAAGGCCAUUCCAUGAGAGUCAACGUGUUUGCAGAGAACUUUGCAUCAUCGGUCAUAUUGAUGUCAACGUGCCAACAUUAAUCUGUCCAGUGUCACAAACAUGUAAGAAGAUGAUUGGCUGGUGGAUCUUUACUUCUGGUCCCAUCUCUCUGACUGCCAGCAUAAGUCGACAAGGUUAUUGCAGUGGAGAAUCAAUCUCCAUCCAUGCUCUGAUUGAGAACUGCUCAUCUUGUCUAGUUGUGCCAAAAGCAGUGAUGUACCAGAUACAGACCUAUACAGCCAAGGGUAAAACAAAAAGCUUCAAACAGGUGGUUGCCAGUGCUAGAGGAAAUGCAGUGCCGUCUGACACUUCAAGCAGGUGGAAUGGAAACGCGUUGAACAUUCCUCCAGUUUCUUCCUCCAUUCUGAAUUCGGACAUCCUGAGAGUGGAAUACUUACUUGCAGUUAUUGUUCAGAUACCAAGUAGCAAAAAUCUAGAAGUGCAGUUUCCAGUGGUGAUCGGUACCAAAGGUCAUGACAUUACCGGUCAUUCCAAUGCGAACAUGGGCUUGCUGUACCCCGCAUUUACCCCUCCAGACAUAGCUCAAGCCCCUCCCAGCUAUGCAGAGGUUAUGUCAGAGGAGCGCAGAACUUCAACCUGCCAAUCACAACCAGACUGGCUGCUAGAUGGCUCAGCGUUCACUUGCGCUCAGCAGUUCCGCCUCCAGCCACCUCCUCCUUAUUCUGAGAUUUGCCCAAGUCAGCAGUAAUCUUCAUAGUAAUGUUCACUUGAACCACCA